Ichthyophthirius multifiliis is the source of this 1887-nucleotide messenger RNA. RefSeq lists its product as hypothetical. The transcript is spliced from 2 exons. The record is from RefSeq and is a predicted model, not a curated record. NCBI's taxonomy places the organism in Eukaryota, Ciliophora, Oligohymenophorea, Hymenostomatida. Gene Ontology annotation, molecular function: asparaginase activity; protein binding.
AUGCAUUAAAGUCCUGAAUAAAAAAACAUAAAAACUAAUUCGAAAUGUUAAAUUAGUUUUGAUUGUACAGAACAAGAUUAAGUCGAAAAUUUUCCUAUAUUAUAAUUAAAUGAAGAUUUUUAAUAAAAAACCUAAAAUUAAAAAAUACUUAAAAAAACUGAAGAUAAAAAAGUUCUUAUAAUAAACACUAUAAUAAACUAAAAACAAAAUGAUUUAUAUUAUAAAAUGCGAGAAAUAUUUUAUUUUUGUGAUUUAAAUUAUACUUUUUAAAAUAAUUAAAAUGAUUUUUUAAUAACUCCAAAAAGUGAAUACAAUCGCCGAAUAUAUUAUAAGAUUUUGCAAAUGUAAAGAAAAUUCGAAAAAACAUUUUUUGAUAAAAAACUUAUUGAAAAAUUGAUAAACAUACUUGAAGAAAAUUACCUAAAAUAUGACGCUUUUAUAAUUAUUCACGAUACAAAUUCCAUGACAUAUACAGGCAAUUUUAUUUCCUUUGCAUUCGAGAAUUUACGUAAACCAAUAAUUUUAACAGGCUCUUAAGUUCCUUUAAAUAUAAUGAGAAACGAUUAAUUUAAUAAUCUUUUAGGAGCACUUACUAUUGCAGGGCAUUUUUUUAUUCCUGAGGUACUUAUUUACUUUAAUAAUAAAUUAUUUAGGGCAAAUAGGUGCACUAAAGUAGAUUCUUAGGGUUUAGAUAGUUAUUCUUCACCUAAUUAUUGUCCUAUUGCGUAGUUAAAAAUUCAUAUAGAAGUAAAUUGGAAUGCUAUUCUUAAAAUAGAAGGUGAUGAUGAGCUUGUCGUUUAUAAAAAUAUUACAAAAUAAAAUAUUGAGUGUCUAUAAUUAACACCUUUAUUCGAUAAUAAGAUGCUUAAAAGAAUAAUAGAUUUAAAUUAGGCCAAAGGAAUUAUUAUUGAAGGAUAUGGGCCGGGAAAUAUACCUAUUCAUGAUUAAGAAUUUCUUGAUAUUAUUGAAUAAGCUUAUGAGAAAAAUAUUAUUAUUUUAAUAAUUUUUUAAAGCUUUUCUUCAUACUAUAGUAUUCAUAAUUCUGAUAUAUAUGAUAAAUAUAAACUUUUUUAUGGAGGAGAUAUGACUUUUGAAGCAUCUUUAGCUAAAUUAGCUUAUUUAUUAACUAAAUAAUAUAAUAAAGAUAUAAUAAAAGCUUAAUUCCAAAAAAGCUUAAGAGGAGAAAUUAGUGUAAAUAAAAAUGAACUAAAAUUUGAAAUAAAUAAUGCAAAUUUAAUAUCAUCUAUUACUGAGAAUAUUAAUAACUAUAAUAAUCCAUAAUUUAAAACUAUUAAAAGUAUUAUCUUACCCGGAAUAGCUUGUUAUAUGGCUUAAUAUGGUUUGAUGUACCAUUUGUACUAAAUGAAAUAACAAAACAUUAAUUUUCGAUUUUAUGAUUAUUAUAAAAGAACUGCUUUACAUAUAUCAGCAAGAGAAUAGAAAGAAGAAGUUGUAAAAUUCUUGAUUAAAGAAAAUAUAGAUAUUAAUAUGUAGGAUGAAGCCGGAUAUUCAGCAUUAUAUGAAGCUAUUUUAACAAAAAAUAAAAGAAUUGUAAAUUUUUUGGUUUAAAAUAAAGGUGAAAUUAAAGCUGAUAAAAAUUAAUUAACUAAUGUAUUAUUUGAAAGUGUUAUUAAUGAUGAUUUGGAAAUGAUCAAGUUAUUUUUUCAUUCAGGACUUAAGAAUUUAAAUAUAUAUACAAAUGUUGAUAAUAGAAAUAUUGCUCAUAUAGCAGCUUGUGAAAAUAAAUGGGAAAUUAUAAAAUUUUUAAAAUAUGUAGUACAUUUUGAUUUUUCAUAAAAAGAUGUUUUUAAUAGAACACCUUUAGAUGAUGCAAUUUAUUUUUAAAAUACAAAUAUAAUUAAUUAAUUAAAAAAUAUUGCUUAAUGA